UAAAUAGUGUAAAAAUUAACCAUUACGCACCCAGACAGAAACUUGUUAAGAAUGAUUUUAGAAAACGUCAAUAUUAUUUGAAAAUUUUUGGUAUGAUCAGUGAAUGCAAAGAGUAAUACUGAGUAAAUACAUUAUAUUUUAUUCGGUUUAGAUUCGUUGUAAUUGAUAGAAAAAAUAUUUUAAAAUAACUUUCGUUUUGUAAAUACUUGUAAAUAAGGCCCGGUCUACAAAUCAGUGGUUGUGCUGGUUCAUAUUGUGAACGUAUCGGAUAUUCUCCCUUUGAGAAUAAAAAUGUUCAAGUUCCUGAUUCUGCUGCUGAUAUGGGUGUCAUACAGCCAUCAACAAAGUCUUCUAGAUGGAUUGAUCAAAUUAAUUCAAGAAGGAGAAGAUCAGAUUUCCGCCGAACCACCCGAUAUGUCUGCUAGCAGAAUGCUAAAGGAGUACGAUUUUAUUGUCGUUGGUGCUGGUACUGCUGGAUGUGCCGUGGCAAAUCGUUUAUCGGAAAAUCCCAAUUGGACAGUCUUACUUGUAGAAGCAGGACGACCUGAAAAUUUUAUAAUGGACAUGCCUAUACUAGCAAACUACCUACAGUUCACAGAAACAAACUGGCGGUACCAAACUGAACCAAAUGGAAACGCUUGUUUAGGAUUUGAUGAGCAGCGUUGUAACUGGCCUCGAGGAAAAGUCGUCGGUGGUUCCAGUGUUCUUAAUUAUAUGAUUUACACACGAGGAAAUAGAAGAGACUACGACCAUUGGGCGAAAAUGGGUAACGAAGGUUGGUCAUUCAAGGAUGUUCUGCCUUACUUUAGAAAAAUAGAGAACUUUGCAGUACCUGGAAAUAUUUCAGCAGGCUAUCAUGGAAAAAAUGGAUACCUAAGUGUAAGCUAUGCUCCAUACCGUACGAAAAUAGCUGAUGCCAUUGUAAAUGCCAGUUUGCAGUAUGGAUUACCUUAUGUUGACUACAAUGGACCUACCCAAGUUGGUGUUUCCCACCUGCAAUUAAGCUUAAGAGAUGGUGUAAGAGAGAGUUCAAGCAGAGCUUAUUUGCAUCCGAUCAGCAAUCGGCCAAACUUGCAUUUAACCAAGUAUUCCAUGGUAAAGCGAAUUGUAAUAGACCCAAAGUCGCAACAAGUCAAGGGCAUUGAAAUGGUUAAAAACGGUCAAACUUACUUCAUCAAAGUUAAGAAGGAAGUUAUUUCAUCGGCUGGUGCCAUUAAUUCUCCGCAACUCUUAAUGCUAAGUGGCGUAGGACCCAAGAAGCAUCUUCAAAAAUUGGGUAUUCCAGUAAUAAGUAAUCUACGAGUUGGAUAUAAUCUAAUGGACCACAUAGGAAUGGGUGGUCUAACAUUUUUAAUAAACGAAACUGUUUCUUUGAAAACUGAAAGGCUCAUAAACAAUAAAGAUUUGGGAGAUUACUUAAACAAUCACCAUGGACCUUUAUCAAUUCCUGGAGGCUGUGAGGUAUUGGUGUUCAAUGAUUUCGAUCAUCCGGGAGACUCAGACGGAUAUCCCGAUAUUGAAUUACUUUAUCAAGGAGGUUCCAUAGUUUCAGACAUUGUACUUCGAAAGGAUUUUGGCAUUACCGAUGGUAUUUAUAACAAAGUCUUCAAACCAAUAGAAAAUACAGAUUCGUUCAUGGUGUUUCCAAUAUUGCUGAGACCCAAAAGUAGAGGAAGGCUGAUGUUGAAAAGUGCUGAUUACAAGCAUAAACCUUACAUUUUUCCUAACUACUUUGCCGAUCCGAAAGAUAUGGAAACAAUUAUCAAAGGUGUUAAAUUAGUCAUGGAAAUAGCAGCUAAGCCAGCUUUACAGUCACUGGGAACCAGAUUACAUAAUAUUCCAAUACCACAGUGCGCUGAUCGAGGUUUUGGAUCCGAUGCAUAUUUUGAGUGUAUGGCAAGACAUUUUACAUUUACUAUAUACCACCAAAGUGGAACAUGCAAAAUGGGUCCUUCUACAGACAAAAAAGCAGUCGUUGAUACCAGAUUAAGAGUUUAUGGCAUCAAAGGCUUAAGAGUUAUUGAUGCUUCGAUUAUGCCAGAAAUUCCAGCAGCCCAUACCAAUUCACCAACAUUUAUGAUAGCUGAGAAAGGAUCAGAUAUGAUAAAAGAAGAUUGGGGAUUUAAUACUAAUUUCGUUUAGGUUUCAAUGUGACUUUACUCUGUGAUAUUAUAGUUAAAUUCAAUGUAAAUAUUGGAACGCUUGUUAAACAAAAUGUGUUGGGUUGUCUUUGUUAUAUUUAGUAAGUACAUUUAUUAAUAAAAAUGAAUAUGUUUUAGGAAAUAUUUCAAGCAUCAUCACAUAACAUCGCAGCUAAAUUAGGCAGCUGUAGAGUUGGACUGUUAAACAAAAUAUUCAUCAACGGAACACGUAACCUAUUUAGCAAUCAAAAAAAUUACACAAAUAAACAGUACAAAAAGUCUUCAAUGUCGAAUUUACAGGAUUAACUAGUAGUCCUGUAAAUUCGACACUGAAGACCGAGAUGAUGUGUAGUCAUAAUUUUAAAGAUAACUAGUGCCUUUGCCAUGGGGAUGCAUUCAAUUAACUUAAUUAGACAUAACGUUCAAGCAUGAUUUGAGCCUUGAAGAAGACCCCAAUAAAGGUCGAAACGUCGGCAAAUAAUUGAAUAGUGACGUUUUCAUCAACGCAAAGGAACUGAAAAGCGAAACGAAACUCUUAUAUAUAUUUUCUUAAUAUCUACUAUUUUUUGAUAAAGAGCAUUUUUCAUGCUAAUUAACUUGAUAAGUAGUGAUAUUAUAAAAAAAUUAUACUUUCGAAAUACCGAACUACUUUUAGUCCAAAGCAAUAUCUACCAUUAAACAUAGCAAAUUAAUUGAAGGUAAAAUACUUUGAAUUUUUGUGCCAUAAUAAUGGCCACCUUCACUGACAACUUUCUAAAUCCAUAAUGAAAAAUUCAAUUUAGUACUAAGAGCUCUUCCAGCUUUAUGUAUGUAUAUAAACAGUAAUUCACCGUUGUUUAUGUUCAGUCUUCUACAGAAUUUAUCAUCAGUACAUCAUAUAAACUGUUAGAAAUGAUGAAAUUGAUUGUAAGUGUUUUGAUUCCAAAAUUUGCUGUUUAUGAAAAUCGUCUAAACAUUUUGUUGGUAGAAAUUGUUCAAAAAAAUGAUAUACAAUGUAUAUAUUGCAGGUUGUUUUAACUGCAAUCGCUGCAUGUGCAGUAGCCAUGCCGCAAACAACAGCAGUAAAAAAACCACCAGGGAAAAACUACGAACCAAAUGAAUACGAAAAACUGCAAAAUGUGGCUGCCAGGUACAAGUUUUCCUCAGACAUUGAUGAUCACAUCAGCGAUCUGACCCACCAACGAUCAGAAGAAAGAAAUGGUCUUUCAGUUAAGGGCAUGUAUGCCUACAGCGAUGGAUACUACAAAAGAAUUGUGCAUUAUGUAGCUGACGAAAACGGAUACAGAGUAACUGGGUAACAUAUUUUUCAUACAAACCUUUAGUUUGAAACGAAAUGAAAGUAAUUUUUGUAUUUUCAAAUUAGGAUGGAGGCCGUUCCUCUUGAUGGUCCCCAUGUAGACCUUACUGGUACUGCUUCGGUUCAAUCAGCUGCCCAUGGUGCUCAUGUAGCAUACAAAGUGCAAAGUGUUCCAGUCGAGGGACCGAUUUCAAAAGUAGUUGGUGAUAAUGGUGCAGCCGCAGUUCCACUCAUCGAAUAAACUGAGCGCAAUACAAAAGUACAUAAUGUUGCAGAUUAUUUAUUGAAUGAAAUUAAUAAAGACCUUAAAACGAGAA
Molecule: messenger RNA, 3755 nt
Organism: Dendroctonus ponderosae (mountain pine beetle)
Lineage: Eukaryota; Metazoa; Arthropoda; Insecta; Coleoptera; Curculionidae
Product: glucose dehydrogenase [FAD, quinone]
Exons: 13
Coding region: 292-2142 (616 amino acids)
Molecular function (GO): oxidoreductase activity, acting on CH-OH group of donors; flavin adenine dinucleotide binding
Source: RefSeq, a predicted model, not a curated record